Molecule: messenger RNA, 2223 nt
Organism: Astyanax mexicanus (Mexican tetra)
Lineage: Eukaryota; Metazoa; Chordata; Actinopteri; Characiformes; Acestrorhamphidae
Gene: cygb1
Product: cytoglobin 1
Exons: 3
Coding region: 226-759 (177 amino acids)
Biological process (GO): oxygen transport
Molecular function (GO): oxygen binding; heme binding; iron ion binding
Source: RefSeq, a predicted model, not a curated record
AAGGGGGAGGGCAUUAUUCAUUCAGCACAUGCUGGUUUGUGAGUGUUCCAGAGAGAGGGAAAAAGACAGCCAGAAAGACACACAGACAGACAGACAGUAAACAGAGAGACUAGAGAGACUAUCUGUAUUAGACCGUAUCCAGUAGAACCUUGCAAGGGUUUGUUUAGUUCAGCUUGUGUGUGUGUGCCUCUGCAAGUGUGUAUGUGUGUGAGUGAGUGUGUAUAAAUGGAGGGAAACGGGGGAAUGCAGGAACAGAUGGAGAGACCAGAGAUGCUCACAGAUGGAGAACAGGCCAUCAUCCAGAACACCUGGACAAAGGUGUUUCAGAACAAAGAGGCUGCAGGAGUCGCUGUACUUAUGAGACUCUUUACAAGCUUCCCCUCAUCAAAGCAGUUCUUCAGCCAGUUCCGGGACACGGAGGACCCUGAGGAGCUUAAGUCCAGUGUCCAGCUCAAGAAACAUGCCCUGAGGGUGAUGAGUGCCCUCAACACACUGGUGGAGAAUGUUAAUGAUGAGGAGAAAACAGCAGCAGUGCUGAAAGUGGUGGCCAAAUCACAUGCAAUCAAACACAGUGUGGAGCCCAGAUACUUUAAACUUCUGACUGGAGUCAUCCUGGAGGUCCUGGUGGAGGCCUUUCCAGAAACCUUUGGUGUGGAGGCCCAGGGGGCGUGGUCUAAACUAAUGGAAGUUGUCCACUGGCAAGUCAUGCAGGUGUACUCUGAGAUCGGCUGGACUUCUGCCAACAGCGCUACAGAAUGAGGGAGAGAAAGCGAUAGAUAUAGAGACGGGCGGAGAGAAAGAGAGAGAGAACACAUAACUGAUUGAUUUUGCCAUGUAAAGCCUCAGCUAGCAUCUGCUAGCAUCUGCAAAGCUGCAUAUAAUAAAAAAGGAAUGGGGAAAAGCCUCGGGCCAGUUUUAUAUUACUGUACUGUACCUGAAAAAGAUACACUGAGACUGUGUGCUUCUGUAACAUCUACAUUCACCGAGUUACGUAUAAGAUAGAGAGAGAGACAGAGAGAGAGACUGCAAUACCGUUAAACUUUGUAAUUAGAUGUCAUAUUAUAAAUAUAAUUAUAGAUAUAUUUUUAAUAAACAAUUUAUUAUACAAUGUGGAGUUCAUUAAACUACACAAUAUCUCCCACAUUUUUUGGAGCUAAUAUUACUGUUCUUGUCUAUUUUGUGUAAUUAUCCCGGUCCCGGUUUAGCUUUGAUAGGAAUUCAAAUCAUAGAGAAUUGUAGUAUCAUUCACAGUUAUCGUUAUCAAAGGCAAUGUAUUAUACCCCUAGUAAACAAAUAUCCUGAACUACUGUAAUGAAUCUGUUACAGCAAAUACAUUAUUAGUUAUUAUUACGUGACUGUUAAUUUGUAACUGCACAGUAAUUCCCUUUUUGUGAGAUCAUCUAACUAACAUUUUUAAAUCUAUAUUCAUAAUUCUAAACAUAUCUUUAAUUUUGAUAUUUGAUAAUGAUAUUGUUUUAAACUGUAACGCUGUAAUGUUGUGACAUUACACAGCCCAAUCUCAUUAGAAUCAAUGCAGAUUGUUUUUAAAUGUAUUGAAACCAUUGAUUACUCAUGUUUAUCAUAGCUUUAUAUACAUAUGAAAUAUACACAUAAAACUAUGUCUUUUUUGAUACUGACAACAACAUAUAACAGCCUAAGGUGUACUGAACAAAGCACGAUCAUGCAUAUGUAUGGCUUUUGGUGUAAAUCACUCUUUAAACACACAAAAUUUCAGAUAAAACCUGCAUUUCCUCAGUGCUGUUAUUUAGCAUAUCUAUAGCAGGCUGUUAUAUCUAUGUUCUGUAUACUGGACCAAAAUACCAGCUUAUAAACCAAUACCAACGUUUUAAUCUCUGAAUUCUCAUAAAUACAUACAUACUGCUUAAUGAGUAUUGAUGGAACUCCUAUCAUGAUUCAUUUAUUGUUUUACUUGUAUUGAUGUCUAUUGCACUGUAAGCCUUAAAUCUCUUUUAAGUUGGUUAUGUUGUAAUUGUUUAUUUCAUUUUGAACCUCACUGGCAGCAUCCAACUGGAAAAAAGCAAAAUAAUAACACUGUAUAUGUUUCAGUCAAACUGUUAUUGUGGUUAUAAAUGAAUAUUAUGAAAUUAUGAAGGGUCAGAAUACAUCACCAGGUUUUGUGUAAGAACUACAUUGGUUGUAUGCUGCCUAUGUGCCAUUCCUUUCAUAUUUUAUUAUCUAAAAUAAAGCCUAAAGUGCAAAGCA